Molecule: messenger RNA, 915 nt
Organism: Cyprinus carpio (common carp)
Lineage: Eukaryota; Metazoa; Chordata; Actinopteri; Cypriniformes; Cyprinidae
Exons: 7
Coding region: 114-737 (207 amino acids)
Source: RefSeq, a predicted model, not a curated record
UACUUUCUUGUUUUGUUUCUUCUUGCAGGCCGCUUUCAGUCAAACUGCACGGGAGGCGAUUCAUUGAUUGCCUUAUUUAAGUUAAAAGUGGUACAGCAGAUAUUCUUCUAGACAUGGCUAUAUGGAUGCAUUGUUUGAUACUGUUAUGUUCCUGCCUUUUUGCUUCACACAAUCACUCUGAACCAGAACUCUCCAUCUUACACUCACUACAAGAACCUGACUCAGCAUCGGUAUCACUGCAGUGUCUCGUGACUGGACUUGUCCCGUCUCAGGUGCGUGUGUUCUGGAGGAUUGGACAGAAUGAGCUUUCUGGAUGGACCGAGUCCGGCUGGACAGACGACACUGAUUCAGCCACAGAAUUCACACGGGCUCAUCUCUCUGUUCCUGCAGAGGAGUGGGAUGAAGCUGAUGAAAUUCAGUGCUUUGCUGAAUAUAAUGGCAAGAACAUCUCCAAAACUCUGACACGAAGAGGACCUGAACCUGCAAUCGUCUCGUGGCUUGUGUACGCCGGCUGUGUGGCAGCGCUCCUUACCAUAUUUAUAACCAUCAUUAUGUCUGUGGGAUUAUACCGAGAUAUGUUGAUGACCAAAAAAUCCAAACGGCUCACAAGAAAAGAUGCCCACCGCAAAAUUUCAUAUGGUAAACAGAACACACUGAGAGAAGAGAGUUCACCUGUUAUGUGUUUCUCUGGGGAUCUCAUCGGUCAUGGACAGGAUGUUGGUCCAUCAAGAGAAUAAAGAUAAUGCAAAAGCAGAAUUUGUAAUUAUAUGAAUUACAUGAAACAGCAAAGUUGUGCAACUUGUAAUUACACUUGAGAGGAUCAUUGUGGCAUGGACUUGAGUUUUUCUUUCUCUGUUUUUCAGCGGGGAGGAGGAAAUGUUGGAGUAUGCUAAAAUAUUUAUAAAUAAAAGUCCU